Molecule: messenger RNA, 2033 nt
Organism: Neocloeon triangulifer
Lineage: Eukaryota; Metazoa; Arthropoda; Insecta; Ephemeroptera; Baetidae
Gene: Golgin84
Product: golgin-84
Exons: 11
Coding region: 166-1791 (541 amino acids)
Biological process (GO): retrograde transport, vesicle recycling within Golgi; Golgi organization
Cellular component (GO): Golgi cisterna; Golgi membrane
Source: RefSeq, a predicted model, not a curated record
CCUCUCACAGCUGGCCGUACAAAAAUAAUGGAGAAAAGAGAAAACAAAAAAAUGACAACUCGACAACUCGACCUAAGCACCGAUUUAUCGUUGUGAUAAAGAUUAAGAAUGGACUGUGCUUGUCCUUGUUAAUAAAUCUAAUUCACUCAGGCAAGAGUUUGAAAAAUGUCUUGGUUUACGGAAAUUGCCAGCAAGGCAGAGUCAAUGCUGGAAAAGCUGGACAAGAAUGCUGCUGUAGCUCUGAAUAUUGCUGAUGCACCCUCGAGGGCCGUUGCCGUCGACGUUCCAGCUGAGAUUGGGUCGGAAACCCUGCCUGACGGAGCUCUGUUCUCGCCACCACAACCAAGUGGCACCUCCACUCCAAAGAAAGGAACCACUUUGUCGCAACUGAGGAACACAAAAAGUAGCUCUUUGAAAGCUACUCGAAAGAAAAAAGUGAGCGAGGAUGAGGAGAUAAUGAGAUAUUUAAAUGGUUCUUCAAACUUUGACAGCGACCAAAUAAGCCCCAGUACAAGCAUCACCAUUCCGGAUAGUGUUGACGGGGAGCAUUCGUCAGCGAUGAGAACAGAAAACACAUUCCUAAAGUCAGAAAUUGAGAGUUUAAAUCUAGAGGUGUCCAGGUUAUUGAAAAGGGUGAAGCAGCAUGAAAGGGACCAAGAGGAAUUAAUUUCUCGUCAAGCAAAAAUCACGGAGUACGAACUUGCCUUGCAAACGUCCCGAAGCGAAGCUCAGCAGUUGAGCAAGGAUUUGACUGAGCUUAGGGCCUUAAAAUCAGAGUCACACUUUGAGCUGUCGACCGAAAUUGAACGACUCUCCAAACUAUCCAAGGACCACGAAGCAGCCACCAGCACACUGUCAAAAGAAAAUGCUAGGCUGGGCAUGGAGCUGAAUGCAGUUCAGCAAGAGCUAACCACUUUGCGAGAAAACUUUGAAAAAUACAGGACUCGAGCGCAGAGUGUCUUGAGUGAAAAGGACACUCUAAUUGCAAGGUUGAAAGACCAUCAGCCCACUGAACAAGAGCUGCAGCAAGAGGACAAGCUGGAAAAUGAGGAAAUUAAAUUGUUGAGAUUAGGAAAUGAAGAGGUUAGCAACCAGUUAUCGGCUGUUAGGGCAGAAUUGUCUCUCAGGGAAGAGGAGAAAACGCAGAUAGCGAGGGCUUUGAAUGAGGUGCAGGCAUCGUUGGAUGUAACAAAACAAACAUUGACAUCAGCCGAGCACGAAAUUAUAUUUUACAAAGAGGAAUUGGAUAGACAGAGGAGUGAAGUGGUUAGAUUAAGCCACGAAUGCGACAAACUUAAAACGGCUCAGGUGUCAAAGCCCCCAAGCAGACCCACGCAACCUGAUAUAAAUUCAGACUAUAUGGUUGAUUUAGACAAUAAGGUGCGAAGCUUGACGGCAACUCUAGUUAAAAAGCAGCAGGCUGUUGAAAUUUUGACUGCGGAGAGAAAUGCGAUGAGGUUGCAGCUGGAAAAAACAGAAUUGCGGCUGCGAGAAUCUGCACAUGUUUACAGCUCAGGCAUGAUAGCUUGCGAUAUGAAUACAACUGACGAUGCCAAAGCAGGAAUGAUGUCUGGUUUUCUUCGAGAAAGGCUUGUUGACUCUGGGAUGAGCAGAAGGGUGCGCAGAGCAUAUUCAACAUUUGAUUCUCUAGCUGGUUCUUUGAUGAGACGUCACCCGUUGGCAAAAAUUUGUCUUAUUGCCUAUAUGCUGCUUCUCCAUAUCUGGGUGCUUGGAAUACUCUUCACUUACACACCAGACUCUCACAACAAGCACAACACCCCAAUGAAGUAAAUGAAAAAUGAACUACAUGAUUCCUUAACGUGAUGCUUCUCUUAACAUAAUUAUGCAUUUUAGAAUGAAUACCAAUCCUGGAAAAUGAUAUUUGGUAUGCUCUUGAUAUUAUUUUUAAGCUCGAUUUUUUUAUCUAAGCCACCAUUAUACUUUUGCACAUAAAGAAAUGUUUCUCAUGAAGUACUGUGUUGCAGUUUUUGUUUUAAAUCUUGAUAAUAAAAUAAGCUUUUAGAAACUUCCAA